CCGAGAGCGCGCCGUACCGCCUGUUUUGCGGCCGAGCCGAGAGGCAGCGACCCUUCGAAGAGAGCGUGUCUAGACCUGUUUUACGAUUCUAUUGUGUUUUCGGGCGUGGUCGGGUCCAGGUAUAACGGAAAUAUCACACGACCGUUAUUCUUUGCCGGAAAUUGGACGCGUUUCGUCAGUAGCUUGCCGUUCGUGCAACUGUGCGUUACAGUGAGUUUUCGUCUGUGAAUACAUAUUCUGAGGAAAAUGGAUAACAGAUAUAAAGGUUCUCGGGACAGCAAGCCUGAACAUCAUUUUUGUCCCGAAGGCCCGGAAUCGUGGUGCAAGUGGCAACAAGCGAAAGCUAAAGGAGAACUGAGGAAUUUCCGUCACGAUUAUUCAGCAUUGCCAAAAACGGUGUUAGAUCCCAUCAAACCAAUUUACGAAGAUCUCAGCAAUGACAAAUUGUUGAAACGCUGUGUUGGCGGAUACACACAAAACAGCAAUGAGAGCUUCAACCAACUUAUUUGGAAGAUAGCUCCAAAAACGAUGCACAGCGGGGCCAAAAUUGUUAACAUUGCUGCAUUUCUUGCAACAUGCACGUUCAACAAUGGUGUCACGUCAUUGUUAGAAAUUAUGAACGUAUUAGGAAUAUCAGUCGGAUCGGGCGCGCACUUGUACGCUGCGCAAGAAGACGAAACUCGCAUAGCGAAAGCCGAGCUGCAAGCGCAAGAACAGACUAAAGAAGGUCGAAUACGGCGCCGACAACAAAAUUUAGAAAAUAUGAACAUUCCGUCGACCGUAGAAGACUUACACUAUGGGCCUGGUAUCGAUGAUUCCAUAUGAUUUUUGAAGAAACGCCAGUGGGUACCGUUUACCCGGAUUUUUUUACGGCGCUCCAAAGAU
Odontomachus brunneus is the source of this 885-nucleotide messenger RNA. RefSeq lists its product as uncharacterized. The coding region runs from base 247 to 825 and encodes 192 amino acids. The record is from RefSeq and is a predicted model, not a curated record. Lineage: Eukaryota; Metazoa; Arthropoda; Insecta; Hymenoptera; Formicidae. The transcript has 3 exons.